UGCGGACCUUCAAGCUGAUAGCUGCCAUACCCACGGUCAUAAAUAACCCACUUUACAUUUUAAACAAAAAGAAAAUGAAAAGAAAUGAACGUCUUAUCAAUAAGCCAUGAUUCGUUUGCACGUUAGGUUUACUCAUACGUACGUACACCGAGUCAAUUGGCCCCGGAUUUGAUUUUGCCUGAUUUAGUGCUCAAAGAACUUUCAACAAUUUUGCACGCUCUACAGGGAAUUGCUCUGCGAAGUAUAAUGGGUUGUUGUUUGGCCACAAGUAAAUCUGUUGAUUUACCUCCCGUUCCCCCGGCUCCGGGAAAACAGCGUUCCACUCUGCCGGAGUUCCCUGUGCCCACCACAUCGGCCCCAGUAGGAGGAGGAGGACCCAGUGGAGCUACGAAUGCAGCGCUGGAGGAUGAUUAGUUAGCCAAUGAACAAUUCAAAAGAAAGGAAGCGAUUACGUAGAAGGAAAAACUUGAAACUGCCAAAUGGGAAAAAACCGUUCGCAUGAGUCAUAUGCCCAUGCGGCAUGCGACUCUUGAACUAGCGCUCAGUGUUUAAGACCAACUGUAUUUGUACGUUAAACUGAUUAUAUCUAUUCUCAAUACGAUCUUA
Molecule: messenger RNA, 606 nt
Organism: Drosophila miranda
Lineage: Eukaryota; Metazoa; Arthropoda; Insecta; Diptera; Drosophilidae
Exons: 2
Coding region: 247-414 (55 amino acids)
Source: RefSeq, a predicted model, not a curated record